Lepisosteus oculatus (spotted gar) is the source of this 2760-nucleotide messenger RNA. RefSeq names its product calcium-binding protein P. Lineage: Eukaryota; Metazoa; Chordata; Actinopteri; Semionotiformes; Lepisosteidae. Gene Ontology annotation, cellular component: membrane. The record is from RefSeq and is a predicted model, not a curated record. Gene Ontology annotation, biological process: protein homooligomerization.
UAACGCGUCGUGAACCCCGGGUCCUGCAUGUUUUUUCCGUCCACUUGUAAGUGUGGCGACCCGGGAAUCGGUUUUCCCUCUAGACGGGAUUAAUCCCACCGCAAGUGUCAGAGCCGGGAAGCGGGCGAGACUCCUCCCCCUCGCCUGUCGCUGCUCAAAACCAGCCUGCGCUCCGGCCAGCCGUCAUUGCGAUCGUACUGAGACAGCAGCGGCAUCAGACAAGCGCCGCGGAGACACAGACACAGCCAGGGCGGUGCCAGAGCACUACAUAACUGUACAGGAGAUAAGGUGGUGGGACGGUGCAGCCAUGCUUCGCCCUGCCGUUCGCCUCUCCCUGUUGGCUCUCCUUCUGCUCCUGGGCCUGCACUGCGACCCCGCCUGGGGCAAAGGUCGUGGGGGGGGCUCCCGGGGAGGGGGGUCAAAAUCCAGCGGCAGCAAGGGCUCGAGCUGGAACUUCGGCAAGAGCAAGACGGGCCAGACGGGCAGCACGGGGCAGACGCGCAACACGGGCACCGCCGCCGGGAAGCCCAAUCCUGGGAGCUACCCCAAGCAACAGUACCCGGCGGGGGGCUAUCCUCAGCAGUAUCCCAACCAGAACCCUGGGGGAGCUGGGGCAAAUCCUGGCGGCUAUCCAAACCAGUACCCCGCUGGGGGGUAUCCCAACCAGAACCCAGGGAGGGCUGGGGCAAAUCCUGGAGGCUAUCCAAACCAGUACCCUGCUGGGGGGUAUCCCAAUCAGUAUCCCAACCAGAACCCAGGGAGGGCUGGGGCAAAUCCUGGUGGCUAUCCAAACCAAUACCCCGCUGGGGGGUAUCCGAAUCAGUACCCCGGGGGAUACCCCAAUCAGUAUCCGGCCAGAGGAGGGGUAAAUCCGGGAGGCUAUCCAAAUCAGUACCCAGCGGCCGGGGGAUAUCCCCACGCCUAUCCAGGGGGAGCAGGGUAUCCGGGGGGUGGUCAGGGAUGGGGGCAGCCAGCAGGGUACCCCAACUGGAACCCGAAUAAUAAAUUCCCGAGCCCAAGGUUUGGGGGAUACGGGCACGGGGCAGGAGGCUACGGGGCCGGCGGCUCCCCCUUCUCCAGGACCGCGCAGGACAUGGGCUACGGCCCGUCGCACAAGUCCAAGGGCUUCGGGAAGAAGGCGGCGAUGGCGGCGGGUGUGGGCGCGGUGGCGGGCAUGGCGGUAGGCUACGGCUUGGGCCGCUUCCCCCGGCCCAACUUCAACUUCCACAGCCCGGAGGAGGCGCACUACUACAACCACUACAUGUGGCGGCGCUACGGCUCGCGCUCCACCGACGAAAACGACUACGGCCGCGACUACCAGUACAACCCACCGCCACAGGGCUACGACAGCUUCAUGGACAACUGCAUAAAGAGGCCCGACCUCCUGCCACAGCCCGAGGCCACUCCCCCGCCGGCGAGUGACGGCCCCGCCCCCGGACACACCCCUGGCAACGCCCCCGGCAACCCCGGGGCCGAGCCCAACGGCACGCUGCCCAGCCAGGUGAAUAACAGCACCGCCAACGGCACCCAGGCUGUGUCCGAUGCCGGUUUGGCGAUGCCCUCACCACAGGGCACAGGGCCUGACGGGGAGGGGCCAGGCAUCCCGAGCCCCAGCCUGGGAGAGCAGGAGCAGGACGACAACGACACCGUGAGCAUCAUGGAGAUAGGCUACCCGGAGCUGAUCGAGCAGCUGAAGGUCCGCCGCUGCGUGGAGAUGUACAUCACCUACUCCGACAGCUACCUGCAGAAGCAGACAGACACCCGCGGCGCGCCCAACCCCAAGGGGGCGGGGACUCAACAGCUCCCCCUCUGUCAGGGGCUGGUACUGCUGGUCACAACCUCUCUCACGCUACUGACUAGCACCCUACUGCUGCAGUGAUCCUGAAACGGAAAGAAGAGUAAAACCAACCCCCCCCCCGACUAGGGGACCAUACAGACUUCUCAGAGGGUGUGGAGCAGGGAGAGCAGCAGCGAUGUAGAGAAGUUGCCCUAGCUAGCAUAAAAAAACCAACCCCUUUAGUUGGGAUGUGGUUCUCACAGCUCCAGGCUUUUCAAGCCUUUUUAGCCUCCCUGCAUUCUUAUUGUUCUAUAACCGAACUGGUGCAUUCGUGCACGGGCUCCUCGUCUUCACCCCGAGAGGACAAGGGCAGCCCCUGCCCCUGAAACUACCGACAAAGCACCUUGUUUAUGAAGCCUGCACUGUACGUGUCUGUGCAUGAAUCCUAAAACAGCUACAGCAUACACACUGCCCUGCAAAGUCUUAGACCUUCUGCGUGCUCGCUCAGAGACAUCCCAGCCAUUUCAUUUCAAGCUCACAGCGAGUCCUGAGAGAGCUGCCUCUUAGCCUGUCAGCUCUCCGGAGGUGUGGAGAGGAAUGAACCGUGUCAACGAGGGACACUUGACAGCGGGCCGAUUAGAUUGCUUGAUGAACUUGAUGGAUGAGCUGCUAGAGUCCUUCAUAUCGGCUGCUCAUGUAUCGUGUACCUUGCGUGGCUUUAUAACGAUUCAGAUCAAUGUUAAUUAGUGAUCCCCCUUGCUAAGCAGGCUAAACACAAGGAGAUAUUGUUGCCGUGUAGUGCAGCAGAAGCCUCAAUGGAGAGUGAGUAAAUCGCAGAUGCUCAUAUUUUGCUUAUUUGUAAACCUACUGUAGAGAAUCCUGAAUGUGCUUUGUUGUCUAAGACUUCUGCGAAGCAGCAUACUGGCUGUAGAAGAAGUACAAAAUUGAUGUUAACCUGGUCUUAAAACCAGUUUGUACUGUUA